AUGUUAGACCCUCUAGCGAGGUAUGCUCAAUCCUGCGGCCUGUUGAUGGAGACGCAGUCCCAUAUUCUCCUUGCGCAGGAGGACGAGUGCUCUUCGUCGCUACCAUCGGGCGAGGUCAAAGGAGCUAUGACUACUCAAUAUAAAAAAUUUACAAGACUUAUAGCUAAGUGGCCUCUAGACACUACAAAAGGUGAAAGAGAUCUUGGAAAGUUUAUUCGUGACAAACGCAAGCUGUCAACAGAAGUCGCACAAUAUAAAGACCAUACUCCUGUUAUGUUAAAAGAAGUAACCAAACAUUUGAAACCUGCAGAUAAUGAGGUGUACAUUGAUAUGACAUUUGGUGCAGGUGGCCACUCGAGGCAACUACUUACCUCUGCCAACUGCAAAUUAAUAACAUUAGAUAGAGACCCCACAGCUUAUGAGAAGGCUAAAGAACUGGCCGCAGAAUUCCCAAAUAGAGUGCUACCUUUACUUGGAAAAUUCAAAGACACGAUUGUGAAGCGUCAUAUUGCUGGAAAUACUAUCAAUGAUGUAGCAAAUCCUGUGCCUUUGAGGUACCUCAACCCAGCUUUGGUUCAAGAUCAAGAAACUAUCAAUCAAAUGCUCGACAGUCCGUGGAAAGCGAUAAACAAACGUGUGGAGGUGCCUUCAGAUGAUGAAGUGGAACAAAAUCCAAGAAGUAGAAGUGCAAGGCUACGUGCCGCCAUCAAAAUAAAA
Messenger RNA from Iphiclides podalirius (scarce swallowtail), 717 nucleotides. The record is from the annotation of a GenBank genome assembly. Lineage: Eukaryota; Metazoa; Arthropoda; Insecta; Lepidoptera; Papilionidae.